GUUAAAUGUCAAAAUAUCAAUUUCAAAUAAAAUAAAUAAUAAAAUAAAUAAACAUAUUCAAGUUUUCAGUUUCUAGCACUAAGGAAUAAUUUUGAUAUUUAUUGAAAAAUUAAUACUCCUCUUAUUAAAAGGUCGGUCAAGAUUCCUUCAAUACAAAAUAUCUCAAGGCAAAAUGGGUAGUAUUGAUAUAAAAAAAUUAGUAGAAGAUAUUCAAAGGCUCAGGGAAGAAUCUGAUAUAGCGAAUGAAGAAUACUCAAAAAAAGAAGACACAUAUACAAUAUUGAACUCCAAUAUACAAUUGAUAGCAACCGACUGUGAAGAACAAGAAAUCGGAUUUGUACACAACUCGUGUUACCUUUGUAAUGGAUAUUACGGAUCAUCAUUUGGUGAACAUUUAUGCACAACAUGCCAUUUAUUUUUAUAUCCCAUGUUUGAAACUCCCGAUAGUCCUACAUUUAUUCCAGAGGAAAAUAGUGACAGUGAUUCAGGCAAUGAUGAACCUAUUGAAGCCUCCUUUAGACUGAACGGCAAUGAGAAUUCUGAAGAAUCCUUCCAGCGCAAUCAAGCCGCUUCAUCAUCUGAUGUUGUGGUACCAGAGUUAUCUAUCAGACGUCGUAUCGUGAUCAGGCCAUAUAUAUGCAUGGUUGUAGAGCAUUUCAGUCCCUACCCUGAGAGAAGACCUAGGGGUCAUAUACUCGAUUAUUCUCUGCUUCCCGACUUCAAGGAUUUCAAGUUUGAGGGCUUGUCUCCUGAAAUUUUUAUGUACACCUUACAAUAUCUGGAUACAAUAUCUUUGUGGAGUGUUAGUCAAGUAAGUCAAAGAUGGCGCUCAAUCGUCGAUUUAUAUAUUAAGGCAGUUGAAUGGAGGAACUUAUUACAAGAUGUAUGGCCUCUACUGAAAAUUAGGGGAGAACCAAAUCAAGACUGGUAUAAGUAUUUCACAGCCAUGAUGAAUAGUGCUUGCUGUUUCAAUUGUGUGUAUCAGAUGACGGCAAGAACGCUGCCUCCAAAUUGGGACAACAGUUCCUGGAGGGCGCAUAGGUUAAUGACCGAACUGAGAGUUAUGAAGAGCGACCCUCUAGAUGGCAUUCAAGCGGAACCGUUAGAUGAUUGCGCGUGUCACUGGCAGGCUACUUUAGAGGGUCCCGCCGGGAGCCCUUAUGAAGGGGGCCUAUUUUUCCUUUUCAUCAAAGUGCCAGAAUCUUAUCCUCUGACGCCCCCUAUUGUUCGUUUCAUAACGAAAAUAUUCCAUCCCAACGUUUCUCGCCAUGGUGAUAUUGGUAUCGAUUCAAUUCAUCAGAACUGGUCGUUGGCUUUGACCAUGAGCAAGUUAUUGAUCUCCAUUCAGUCCCUUCUGACUGAUCCCUUUUGUGAUGUUUGUAUGGAACCUGAUAUAUGUGAUUUAUAUAUAAACAACAGAAAAGCUUUUGAUAAACAAGCAAGAAAAUGGACGGCCAAAUAUGCAAUGAAUGAUUUGAUGGCGUACAAGAUCAAUCGAGAUGAUAGGAAUGAAUAAUUAUUGUUUUGUUAUAGAAAAUGAGUUGUUAUAAUAAUAUUGUUUGAAUUAAUUCUUAUAUAAAUUGAUGAAUUCACAA
This is a messenger RNA of Coccinella septempunctata (seven-spotted ladybird), 1595 nucleotides long. RefSeq lists its product as uncharacterized. The record is from RefSeq and is a predicted model, not a curated record. Gene Ontology annotation, molecular function: protein binding. The transcript is spliced from 6 exons. The coding region runs from base 173 to 1516 and encodes 447 amino acids. Lineage: Eukaryota; Metazoa; Arthropoda; Insecta; Coleoptera; Coccinellidae.